Molecule: messenger RNA, 4974 nt
Organism: Acipenser ruthenus (sterlet)
Lineage: Eukaryota; Metazoa; Chordata; Actinopteri; Acipenseriformes; Acipenseridae
Exons: 1
Coding region: 449-1207 (252 amino acids)
Source: RefSeq, a predicted model, not a curated record
UGUUACAGUAACUGAGCAAGCCGCUUCAUUUGUUGGGUAAGAAAAACAGGCAGCUUGUGCAGCAUAUGCUCUCAUUUAAUUAUUACUCAUAUAGAUCACAUCGAAACCCAUACUGCAGAAUUACUGUAUUCGUCUUAAUCCCUUUGGAGGUUUUGGAGGAAUAAACCAUUCUUUCUGGAGAACACGGAUCUAAGAGAAGGUGAGAACCAGAACAGACGUGUUUUUUUAUUUUUUUAUUCUAAGGCACAAAUGGAGUGCUGCAGUGGAUUUCACCCAGAAUCAAUGAUUAUUUCGACACUGAGAUGAAUGAAAGCAGUACAGUUUCGUAACAAAACAGAGACCGUUGUCUCAGUCUGUCUUCUGUAUUCCGUUCCCUUCUCUUGUAGGGGUAACAAAAGCGUUCAAAACGGACGGGGUAGUGGAGCACAGGGGUAAAAACCGGGGUAAUAUGAAGGACAGGGACUUAAUGCCCAAUAUGGAGAGGGGCAAACCUGCCACAUACACUGGGGAUAAAAAGGCAAAGAUGGCAGCGAAGACCAACAAAAAGUGGGUGAGACUGGCCACUGUUUUUGCCUAUGUUUUGUCCGUGUCACUGGCUGCUAUUAUCCUGGCAAUUUAUUACAGUCUGAUUUGGAAGCCCGUUAGGUCACAAGACGCCACAACCACUUCUCUGAGGCCCGGUGGUUCAGACGGGACUGCCACCAACAUUUCCAGUACGAAUUCAUCUCAGUCGAACCUAUCACCUGCUAAUGAAACCAGGUCGACUGGGGAAAUGGGGAACAGAGAAGCCCAGCAGAGGAAUUUACAGCAAUGGGGGCUGAGCAGUCCUGAAAUAAUUUCAGACAAAAUGUUGACCCAAAGUGCGCAGACUGGGCCACCUAGACACAAAGAAGUCGACACAACACAUAUGUAUAAAGGCACUGUGACUAAAGGACUGGCUGCCCAUUUAAACACACAAGAACAUUUGAUGAUAACAGAGGCUUCCAACAUCAAACACACAACUGCACAGGAUACUGGAGAAACUGAGGUUUGGAAGCCAAUAACUGUGGAUCGAGUUCAGCAACAGCAGCUGGAUAGGACGGGGUCGUUUCCUUCUGCCGAUCCCGCUGCAGGUGGUCCUACACAAAGUCUACAAGACGCAUCUAAUGAGCACGCUGCUCUCACCGAAGCUCUGCAAGGCUUGCAACGUGCUGCAGAAGCGGACUAGGCUACUAAAAAGCAAGGGCUUCGGGUUUCACAGAUCUGAACCGAGAAAUCAUGGAUAUAACAGAAAGGUCUUCCUCGUUAUUAGAGGAUCUAGCUUCGCAAGACUUAGUGGAUGUAUCAGAAACAGCUCCAGUGACUUCAUACUCUACACUGAGUGAAACCGUAUAGAAUUAAAAUAUAUAUACCAUAAAUUCUUAUACUUCUAUAAACACCCUUCCUCCUCUGUUACGCCUUAAAACCAUUUUUGACAGCUAUCCUUCUUUCUGAUUGACGGUUUGUUAGACGUUUCUACACCCAGCACCAAGGAUAAAGAGGAAUCGAUUAUAGCUAUAUUACAUUUUAUAAUGUCUAAACAAACUUUGACAUUUUAGAAGUCGAAUGGGCCUGUCAAUUGUCAACACAAUACGCUGAAAUGCAAUUUUCUUUCCCUUAAAUUAUGAGUAGAGACUUGCAUUUUGUUUGAAAUAAUUUUAUAAAUUUACCAGGAUUCCACAGGCUUAAGAGGAACACCUUAUAUUGAGUUAAGCUCAGGUAUGUGCAUAACUAAUUAUAAUAAAUAUGUAAAUGUGAAAAAUACUGUAUGUGGGUAUUGCGUACAUAUAUAAGGAAUAUUGUAAAUGCUCAGUACUGGGGUUCAUUUUUAGCCUAGAUACUUUGGUAACACUAUUUUCAGUUACUUUAAACUAAAAUAUAAUUGCACAAAUAUUUGUUUUUUGCAUUAAGAAAAUAUUAUUUAAAUGAUACAUUACACACUAUGUUUCUAUCCCGUAAAAUACAAAUACGUUGUUCAUUUAAACCGGUGAUAGAGGUGCCUGAAUCGCUAGGCCUAUGUAUAUUUUGGUCAAACGUGAGAACCAAAAACUUUUGAACGUUUCCUUUUUUUAUUUUUUAUUUCCAUUGAUUUCUAAAUCGUGUUUAAAAUAAAUAAAUAAAUAAAUAAAUAAAUAAAUAAAUAAUGAGUUUGAAAUAAUGCAGGUAGUGUAAAAUGUAUAAUUACUUUAGGGAUUCUUCGUGUAAAUAAAAGAAAAUAGUUGAAAGUAAUUUGUUAAGUGUAUAUAACUAUACACUGUUGUUAAUGGAACCAAGGGUUUUAUUAAAAGUAAUAGCCAUAUAACAAAUCCAGUCAAUGUCUUGCUAAUUGCAUUGUUGUUUAUAAAGGUUUUGUAAAGAGAAAAUGGCAGGCAACGCUUCUUUCUGAUAGACAUUUCCUGAACCAUUAAACUAUUUUAUUUAUAGUUAUCGAGUACCAUUAUUUCCAAUGCAAAUGUAAUAAUAAUACUGCUACACGUGUUUGUGUCUACAUUGGUAAUUCAUUUUGAUGGUUCUGUAUGAAAACAUGUAUUAAAAUGCAGUUUGAUAUUUAAAAAAAUUUUUUUAAAGUGAACGAUUUUCGGCCACAGUGGACCUAAACUAAAAAGUAGGCUACAUCAUUUUAAAUGCUAAUCGUUCAUGAAAACCGAAUAAAAAAAUGUUCGGCAAUAAAUGUUUAAUAAAAACAACAUUAACUGUAUGCUUUGCCUAGAACAUAACUUGUGUUUAUAUUUUACAUAUUAACGGUAAUUUGGCAAAUUCAAUUUAAACCAACACAAGAUCUUAAACGCGUCCUGUUUGACAAGACCCUUGCAAGACUCGUUAAUAUGAAAACCAGAUUCCCGUCUACAGCAGGAUAAAAGCAUGCUAAUUGUCUUUUUGAGGCUGGCUAUGUUUUACACUACAAUAAAUUACAUAUCAAAGCGCUGGGGCGCAGCAAUGACGUUAGCAAUUUCAAAGGCAGCAACUGCAUAAUGUUGACAGCAGGAUCAGAUUCGAAAGGCCGGCGUGUCAAUUAGUAAACAAAAAUAUAUACAGUAGCUGUUUCAGGUUGUGCAGAUAUCUUUCAAUGUGCAUUUGUUAUCAAAGUAUAUAUUUUUUUCAUGCGGAAAAGCCUGCAGAAAGCUUUUAGCAUAUGUUGGCCUAUAAAAGAAGUUUGUGGCAAACAUGCAUGCGGCUAUUACAACUGUGGAAUUUCAAGCUCUAUUACAGCACAAGAAGCACCUUUUAUUUUACUGGUAACAUUUUACAGGAAACACAAACACAGCCAAAAUAUUUAACAUUGCCUUGUAAGGUAAUAACCAUGUAACACUUCUCAUUUCAUUACUUCGAUUUUUUUAGAGAUGGCAAUUGAAGCAGAUCUCAUAACAGUAAUGGUUGUAAGAAAAUAUAAUACAUUAUUAUAACAAUGCAUAAACCAACACCCCUUUAAUGGCUUCUACUGAUGUUGCCAGGCUGCAACUAAUUACAGAGAUAUGUUUUUAUCUUUUUAAAAACAGCCUGUCAUAAGAAGAAGUAAAAUAUUGAUUAAAUAAGAACAUCUGUUAAGUAAAUUAAUAUUAAUAAAUGUUCUGCUGAGUGAACACAUCUUUAAAUGUAAUCACUUCCACCUUUAGUAAGGUGCAGACGUGUAUAUCAAUAGAAACCUAUACUCAAAAUGGGAAAUUACAUGUAACAAUGAUGGGCUCAGAAGCCCCACAUCGUUUCCGGUUUUCUAACCCCAUCCACACACUGUAUUUGGAAUGCAUUGACGAUCCUGAGAUUAAGAUGCAUCGAAACUCACGAGGAAGAGGAGAACAAUCUCUGGAAAUGCACCAUCAACCAUUUCUACAAUUAUAUUUCCAUAAUUUCCAUAUUAUAUUUUCCUCAACCUGAUCAGCUACAUUAUUCUGUGACUUGAAUCAUGCUUCAUACUGACACAUUUGUUGUUCUUAGCCACCUGGUGCCUUUGAAUCACCAGAUUUAUGUUAAAAUACCUACUGUGCAGUUUAGUCAGAAGCAACCUGCUGGAGGGCUGCUACGUCCUUCAAACAGUAGUCAGAGAAAGACACUGCAGUAUUAACUAAAUGUUAUUUAAGAAACAAGCAUGUUUUUAUCAUAAAAAAGUGUGACUUCAGUUACAUUUUGCCACCAUCCUGUUUAAUCUCUUAACCGCCAAAGUGUCCCAUCUGAAUGUGUGCAUUUCCUGUAAUGCACCCUGCUCUCUUUAAAAUCAUGAUCUCUCAUGCAAACUGUUCAUAAAUCUGUACAAGAUGUGGGUCCCAAUUCAUUAAGCGUUUAUCAUGUUACAACAUACUGUAAGCAUUUGACUAGGAAAAACAAACUGGUAAUGCUACAGAUCUAGCAAGAAACUACAAGGGUACAGUAUAGUUAUGAACACACAGUAGUGGGUUAUUUCAUUAGUGAUGCAGCAGAUGCAGAAAUGGUUGCAGAUUAAUGACAUUGUAUUGAUGUUGAACUUGGUUCAGGAAAGACAUUUUAUUGAACGGUUUAAAAAAUGGUUGCAACACUUAUUGAACACUUAAUGUUUCAAACAACCAAUAUCCACUGAAGCACCUACGAGUUUUUACAUAAUGUCCAAAUAUGUUUCAAUAUUUUAAUGUACAGCAUUUCUUUAAAAAAAUGUCUAAAUCGUAUACAACUUCAAAGAUCUAUAAUAUAACACAUUAUGUAACUUGUAAAGCACAAUGGUUUUUAAAGCUGUCAACGUUUUUACUGUAGGGACACAUGCUGUCUGGUACAUACUUUAACUUCAAAAACACUCAAGUAUAGAUCCUUAGGUAAAACUUCCCUUACAAACAUUUAGGUGGUAGAAGUAUGGUAAAGUGUAUUGUAAAGCAUUGCCAAAGCAUAGUGGUAGCAAGGCAAAGGUAAAUAAUAGAUGAGCAUGAUGUCAUUCCAGCUUUAAAAUGAUACUAACAUGGAGAAGAAUACGGUCCAAGGUUAUCAAAAUGUGCA